Molecule: messenger RNA, 1363 nt
Organism: Haliotis rufescens (red abalone)
Lineage: Eukaryota; Metazoa; Mollusca; Gastropoda; Lepetellida; Haliotidae
Product: p53-induced death domain-containing protein 1-like
Exons: 5
Coding region: 225-1133 (302 amino acids)
Biological process (GO): signal transduction
Molecular function (GO): protein binding
Source: RefSeq, a predicted model, not a curated record
UCUAUGUAACCAAAAUCUCGCGAUCACACUUGCAUCACGCUUACCGACACUUCUCAGUGGCUCACAGCAAACAUCACAUAACAGCCUUCCCUUACUUAUAGAUCGCUAUGCUUGAAACAUGGACCCAGUUUCGUGUUGGAAGGAAAACAACUUUUUCGACAGCCUGAUCAACUUACGUGUUAGACUACAGCAGUACACUGACAGUGUGUUAAAACGUGAGGUUCAUGGUGAUCCGGACCAGAGCCAAUAUUGUGGAUGAGAUGGCUGUUUCCAUAGAAACAGGACUCCACGACUAUCUCUCAAAGAGAUAUGUCCAGAUCGUGAUGAAACAAAGAUCAGAGGACGCCUUUGACGCCGUGCUGCACGUGACCCCUGUCAAUAAAGUGGACAAACUGUUGACCAAGCUGGGCGACGAGGGGUUCGGGGAGGGACCGAGUGCCAGCCAAGUCCUCAGCAUCUCUGAGGGCGACACCGUCGAGGUCACAUUUCGCGGCAACAUCACCUCCAGCGACGACCGACCUCUCGAGGUCCAGUUUAACUCCAAUGUGUCGUCACACGUGCAGUUCACACUGACGGAGGUGGACAAGUACCUUCAGAAGAACUUCCCCGUGUAUAGGGGCGUAGUGCAGGUGUACCGGAAGUACACGGUUGUUCCGGCGGAAGUCCGGUCCAUCACGCGGAAGGUUUCUGACGACGAAGCGAAACAGGGACCGGAAGUGAAGAGGGAUCUGCUGUGCGAGCUGCUGAUAAGCAUUCCGAAGUACCACAUUGAGCCGUGUCCAGUGCCAGUCAAAGCUCCAAUCACAAUCCACAACACACGUGACCCAGUGAACGAGGACUACAUGCACAGCCUGGCGGCAGAGUUGGGCGAGGAGUGGCGGAAGGUGGCGCACUAUCUGAACGUGCAGCGCGUGCGGAUCCAGGCAAUACUGCGCCACAUGCAGCUCGGGGAGAGGUCGGACGCGGACGCCAAGUUCGACAUGCUGAUGACGUGGCUGAAGAGAGCGCCAAAGUCGAGUGACAAGGUGGCCAUAUUGUCAACGGCGUUGAUCAAGAGCGGAAGGGAGGACCUGUCAGAACAGAUCCGCACCCGCCAGAGGGAGUACCGGGAACAACAGAUUGGAAGCCGCUGAUUGGUCGGCUCCGUGACGUCAUACAUAACAACGCCCACGCACUCGGAAGAACCAAUCACAGCACCAUUUAUUCAUGCGGGACUGGAAGAUGAUAUAAUUGACACCAUUGUGACAAGCUACACAUAUACUCUUAUUUAUAUUUUGCUUAUAGUUCCACAGACUGUAUGUCAACAGAAUCACCGGAUCCUGUUUAGGACACCGGAUCCUGUUUAGGACACCUGGUGGUCAGC